This is a messenger RNA of Diuraphis noxia (Russian wheat aphid), 1087 nucleotides long. It is a transcript of the gene RPA2, whose product is annotated as Replication protein A2. Gene Ontology annotation, molecular function: single-stranded DNA binding. NCBI's taxonomy places the organism in Eukaryota, Metazoa, Arthropoda, Insecta, Hemiptera, Aphididae. The record is from RefSeq and is a predicted model, not a curated record. Gene Ontology annotation, biological process: double-strand break repair via homologous recombination; DNA replication; nucleotide-excision repair. Gene Ontology annotation, cellular component: DNA replication factor A complex; site of double-strand break; chromosome, telomeric region.
CCGUCCAUUAUCAAGUUUCUCCUUUUGCCGCCAUAACGACAUGAUGCGCUGGACAUUCUUUGGUUCCCGAGAUAUUAUUCAUUAUUCACUAGUUCAAUACGAUUACGCAUUUAUGUGAUUAUAAAUUUAUAAGUAAUAUUAAGUUUAAACCAUAAACGGCAUAAACUCAGCGAUCGCCGAWCACUGAUCACCAUAUAGUGGUACACAACACGUGUACUAUACUAACCUCGAUCACAGUUUUCUYUUCCGACAGACUUAAAAAUGUGGGGUGAUGAUGAAGGUGGCUUUAAUGUCACAAUGACACAAAGUCCAGCAACAGCAUCUGGAGCUGAACCAAAACAAAAUACUGUAAUUACUGUAGCUAUUCGUGAAUUGUUUGAUAGUAACGAGGAAAACAAAAAUACACAUGUUGUAGUUGUUGGAAUUAUCAAACAGGUUGAAACACAAACGUUAAAGAAUAUGUUUACAAUUGAAGAUAAUACUGGUCGCUUGUUAUGCAUUCAAUGGGGCGAUGAGAACGAAUUAUCAAGAUAUCCAAAGUUAAUUGAAAAUGCAUAUUUUAAAGUAGUUGGUAGUAAAAGAAUUCAAAAUGACAAGGUCACUUUGCUUUGUCACAGUGUAAGACCUUUAGAAAGUCUAAAUGAAUUAACGCAUCAUUUAUUAAGUAUUAUUGCGUUACCGUUAAUAACCGAGGAAAUCAAUAUGACUAGCGGUACACAGCAGUCUAUUGCAACAAAUCAAAAGGACUUUUUAAUCAGUGGUGAUAAUGCUAAUGGAUUUAUGGAUACAACCAACAAUUUAUCACUGAACCCAAAACAGUUAAAAGUUUAUACAGUAAUAAAGAGGUGCCAGGAUGAGGCAGGUUAUUCAGCAUUAGAUAUUCAAAAGAUACUUCCAGAGAAAAUUCCAUUACCAGAAAUAGAAAAAAUUCUUUCAUUUUUCAUUGAAGAGGGACAUAUUUUCUCAACCAUUGAUGAGAAUCAUUACAAAGUCACAGACUUUGGAAGUUAAAUAUUCAGUUUUUAAAUUCAUUUUAACAUUAUUUUAUAAAUUGAAAACUAGAAUAAGUUAUUAUUUAAGCACAAUA